This is a messenger RNA of Ambispora gerdemannii, 191 nucleotides long. Lineage: Eukaryota; Fungi; Glomeromycota; Glomeromycetes; Archaeosporales; Ambisporaceae. The record is from the annotation of a GenBank genome assembly.
AAAUCCCAAAAGAAAUAGUGAAAAAUAGUAAAGCAGAUAAUGGGAGCAUUGGAGCUGAAGUCGAUUAUGUAGAGAAACUACUCAAUGUAAUGAAUAUCAAAGGUUUUAAUGUUUUAUACCCAACUUCCAUGUCUCCAGAUAUAUUCACUUUAAGACGUAUAACAGGAUUACAUUGCUCUCUAUGUAAUUGA